Punctularia strigosozonata HHB-11173 SS5 is the source of this 2196-nucleotide messenger RNA. RefSeq lists its product as uncharacterized. Gene Ontology annotation, biological process: regulation of DNA-templated transcription; DNA-templated transcription. The transcript has 15 exons. The coding region runs from base 1 to 2196 and encodes 731 amino acids. NCBI's taxonomy places the organism in Eukaryota, Fungi, Basidiomycota, Agaricomycetes, Corticiales, Punctulariaceae. Gene Ontology annotation, molecular function: DNA-binding transcription factor activity, RNA polymerase II-specific; transcription cis-regulatory region binding; zinc ion binding. The record is from RefSeq and is a predicted model, not a curated record. Gene Ontology annotation, cellular component: nucleus.
AUGUCAUAUUGUCACAGUAAACGCGAAUACCUGCUGUCGCAAAUCCGGCAAAAGGACGCUAUCAUUGAGUCUCUGCUGAAACAGCUCCACAAUCCAUACCUAGCUACUCCGUUGUCCAUUGCUGCAUACCGCAUGUCCACCGCACCUCCCGAUCAACAGAAUCAGAAUGUCAAGCAAUGGCUCGAGCGUCUGCAGUCCAGCAUCCGCACUCACAACGGGCCCAACACGCUGAAAGGUGCCGCGUCGCGCAGUCGCGAGAUGGUGGAAGACGCUUCGGACGAGUCAGAUAACGAGGAUCAGGCGGCCGGGGAUGAUGCAGAGUGGGAGGACCUGGACGAUUGUCUGGUGACUUCGGACUCCAAGCUCAUACCGGACGCUGCCGUGCCCCUGGGCUUGUUCGCGGAUCUGUCGCUCGACCAAGCGAGAUCGACGAAGGCGAAGAGCGAUGCUGGCGCGGAUGAGAACAAGGAUGGCGAAGAUGAUGAUGUGGGUGUAGCCAACGAGACCUACUUUUUACCGGGUCCGGCGACAGACCUCCGCAUGCGGGCGAAGCUUAUCGAAAGUUACAGUCCUCCCGAAAUCCUGUUGCAUGGGCUUGUCACCCCCGAUGAUGUGGACAAGCUCUUUGACAUCUUCUUCAAGCGUGUCAACAUAUGGUUGCCUCUGCUCGAUCCAGUGUUGCACACCCCGUCCACGGUCUUCGCUCGAUGUCCUUUCCUCUUCACGUGCAUAUGUGCCAUUUCCUCGCGCUAUAGCCCCGAAAAAUCCGAGAUAUAUUCGAUCGCUAUGCAUUUCGCCAAGAGCGAGGCAUCCAACGCGUUGAUCCACGGAUGGAAGACAGUUGAGCUAUGCCAAGCGUAUCUGCUGAUGUCCAUGUAUGGUGUGCCUGCGAAGCGCUGGGAGGAGGACCGCAGUUGGCUAUAUACUGGCCUCGCAAUCAGGAUUGCCAUGGACUUGAACCUUCAUGUUCCACCGCAGACCAAGCCGCAGAAUGAGCGUCAGGAGCGGGAGGUCCUCAACAGGACUCGUGCCUGGAUGCUAUGCUUCAAUCAGGAUCGAUCAACGGCGACCCAAUUCGGUAAACCCUGGACGAUCAAGGAAGACUAUAUCAUCCGCAAUGCUGGAGACUUCUACAAGACCUCGCGCUUCAACAGCCCGUAUGACAUCCAUAUGUGUGGCUAUAAUCAACUGCUCCGUCUACUUGGUCGGGUACACAGCGAUAUCUAUUCCGAUCCGUCGUCGCCCUUAGGUAUCAAUCAGCACGCCGACCUCCGCCCUUUGAUCAUGAACCAUGAUCAUAGCCUCAACCAGUACUACGAAGAAUGGCAAAUGCGAUUCGAUCAGGACUCAGAUCCGAACGACCCGGUCUGCGUUGUCCGAGCAGCAUUGCUCCCUUACGUCAUCAACUACUCGAGACUAGUCAUGUGGUCCUUCCCGUUCCAGCAGGCGUUCCAGCGUGGCAUUUCCGCUGACGACCAACUUGUGUUCACUACGUGCAUGAACGCUGCGAAAUCCCUCAUCCGAGUCAUGAUCGAACGAUUGGUACCGACCGGUUUGAUGCGGUACAGCCCGGAUGGCUGGUUCUUAUUCUCUUCAUUUGCAUCAGCUUUCUUGCUCAAACUCCUGCGUCCCGAGUUUGCCAUCCUACGAACCCCUCAGGACGAGCAUGAGAUUCUGGAGGUCAUUUCUCGUCUGAUUCAGAUUCUGAGCUCGCCCGAAAUCGCGCUCGACGAUCGCCAUGCCCCCAAGCUUUACGCUCGCUUCCUCGCCGGUUUGUUGACGAAGCACCGUCAAGAUGGCAUGGUACCGCAAGAUCGACAGACUCCACAGCCACCUCACCACCAGGUGCAGUACGGCACUGGCAAUCCAGGCGGACACCAGAUGCAACCAUCGGCGUCCAACCAGAUCUACUCCCUGUCGCAACAGCAAGGGGCGUACGGCGGCGGUCAAGAUUACGGCGCUCAGCAGAUGUCGUUGCAUAGCUCUUUGCCGCCCGUCAUGCUGGCGCCGCCCGAGGACGACGCGCUGUUGAGUGCUGUUUCAUCUAAUCCGGGUUCUGGCUUUGGCGGAAGUAUGGACGGAACGCUGUACCCUCCGAGCGCACAGCCGUCUCCCGGUUCCCCGGAAAUGACUCUCGCCUCCAUGCAGGCGAUCAAGAACCCGGCAUGGUGGGAAAGUAUGAUGAUGCCAGGGUAA